UCGCGCAAGACGCCGUGCUCGACGAGAGCGAGUGCGUGAGUGAUUACGAAUCGCAGCCUCGAUAUUUGGCAGGGUUUAGUGUACAGUUACUGAGGUUUUGGAGCUUCGGUGUUAUGAGUUAUGAGUCCUGCUGGAGGUCAUGAACGAAGAGUAUUGCAGGUCUCAGGGAUCGAGGGUGCACCGAAAGCGGCCGAAGCUUUAUUGGAGAGAGUGCGAGCUGGACCUGGAGCCGGACGUCGAGAGCUUCAUCUCGCUGUUGUAGACACGGUGGUGGUGGUGCUGCUUUAACUACUGGUAGCACGUCGCACGAGGGACAAAGAUACACAAUUGACUGAUCGAGGAGCUCGGACCAUUUGACCUCAUCUCGUGAUGCCGUCGGUAGCUAUGGGGUUGACUUUUACGGGCCCCUUCAAUUUUCACUCCAGGCUUUGGAGGGAUCGCAUUGAUGUGUCUCACGCAUCUGCAGUCAAAUUACACUAUGGAAACGGUGGAUUUCCCCGGCUUAGAGGGAGGGGAAGUCCGGGAUCCUGGGUUCGUUGCGGACUGGAAGCAGGCGGAAUGGCGAGAGAGGAGGAGGAGGAGGUUGUUCACGAGCAAGGAAUCUCUAGAAGAACAGUCGCUGUUUUCUGGGAUCUUGAUAACAAGCCUCCGAAUACUGUGCCUCCUUAUGAUGCAGCUCUGAGAUUGAAGACUUUAGCUGGUGAGUUAGGGGAAGUCGUGGAUAUGGUUGCAUAUGCCAACAGGAACGCAUUCACUCAUGUACCUGCGAGGGUCCGGGAGGAAAGGCACGAUAGAAAACUUUUGGACCAGCUCGAGAGAAGGGGUCUGGUGGAGGUGGAACAGCCUUACAUCUGUUCCAUGUGCGGGAGAAAAUGUAAAACAAAUUAUGCUUUGAAGAAGCAUUUCAAGCAGCUACACGAAAGAGAGCGGCAGAAGAGGAUGAAUCAUCUAGAUACUCUGAAAGGCAAGAAGCGAGUCAAAUUUCUAGGGAAGGUUGUAGAAAAGGAAGUCAAAUACAAGGAAGCAGCUAGAACGAUUAUUGUACCCAAGGUUGGGUACGGUUUAGCAACGGAGUUGAAAAGAGCUGGAGUGAUGGUGAGAACGGUGGAGAGCAGGCCUCAGGCUGCCGAUGAGGCCCUUAUCCAGCAUAUGACUUUGUACAUUAACAGGGGCCUAGAUUGCCUCUUUUUGGUAUCAGAUGAUUCAGACUUCCUAGAAAUUCUUAGAUACGCCAAAAGUAGAAGGCUGUACACUGUUGUUAUUGGGGACACUCACAUUUUGAGAAGGGCAGCAGAUGCCAGUUUCCUGUGGGAAGACGUCGCUUCUGGCAAAGCCCUGCAAACUGCCAGGGAUACUUUCCAAAGGUGGGUCGCUGAAGAUGUUUUACGAGAGGAGUUGCAGAACCAGUAUGAAGAUGAAGAAGAUGAAGAAGAUGGAGUUUGGUAUUCCGAUUCUGAGGAUGGGUAUCUGUAUGAAGACGGGGACGCCGACGCGUAUUAUGAAAACGAUGCCAACGAGGAAGAUUAUGAUUCCGAAUCUAGUGGUGAAGAAGAAUAUCAGAGUAGUUUUUCGCCGUCGCAAGGCAAAUCCCUUUAGUGAUUUGAAGCGACUUGUUCUGCUGCUCCCGUUUCUGCCCUGGUCUACCUUCCCUCUCGAGAAUCCAAGUGGUUACCGACUCAUGUCACUGGAUUGCCGCUAUCAUGUUUUGAUUGAUGGGCGGGGAAGAUAGACAUUAUGCGCUCCAGUGUCAACGCUUAACGAGUCUCGAGCAUAAGUACAAGAUGGCAAAUCGAGAUAGCUCCGCAAUUUUUUGUCUCUUUCGAAUAGAACGGAUGAAAGAUGACUAAGAUGUCUGAGGUGAUUGGAAACAGGAGCUGAGAUCAGGAAAAGCAGGUUUAGUGCUACAUAUCCAGCACAUGCAUUUGUACAACAAUAGUUUUCAGGAUGUAAAGAACGUAAUGGUAGAGAUGACUUGCAAACCGCUCAUCUUCUUCCUGGUUGUUUUCCUGUUAUUGUCUGUCCCUUGCCCUGGACCCUGGAAAGCAGAGACUACUCUCUGACAACUUCUACAAGUUGGGUUUGCAAGCGGAAGCGGACAACUUUUUGACGUAUGGCUUGAGUGUGAUAACUCAGAUCUGCUAAGCGGAGAGAUGACCAGAGUUCACCCAUACACGAGUUUAAAAUACCUUGCAAGUCUUCACCGGUUUAAUGGGAGGUAGACAAGAGGAUUUGUUGGAGGUUGGGCUUGAACGUACCUUGUCACAGUUGCUGCUUCGAAAAGCAUUGGGACUCGCAUACAUGGCAGCACCAGAGCAGAGUGUACACUCUCCGAGGGCAUUACACAGUUGUCAACCGAGGAGCUAUUUAGAAAAUAGAGGGACCUGUCUUUGGAAAGAAGAUUCUUGUUGAUAUUGUUGAGACUGAGUCUGGUUAUAAUGACGCCCAGUUCUCGAGGAAGGGAGAAAUAUUCUGGAGUUUCAGCCGAAAUCAAAAUUCUCAUAUUGUGGAGGAAGUAAACUAGUGCAGCUAACUUGAUUGUACAUGUGUGCAAUAUGUCUUGACAACGUAGGGAAUGAAAAGAAACGAAGCAUAGUACAGUACUCCACUUGCGUACCACGUGUUGGUGCGAGCACCGAAUGUUCUUUGUAAUUCUAUCAACCGUCUAUUAUUCGUCUUGCUAAAAUAUUUUUUUCACCAGUUAAUCGUC
Molecule: messenger RNA, 2707 nt
Organism: Marchantia polymorpha subsp. ruderalis
Lineage: Eukaryota; Viridiplantae; Streptophyta; Marchantiopsida; Marchantiales; Marchantiaceae
Source: the annotation of a GenBank genome assembly